AUGGACGACGGCCUGAUCGCCGGCAUGGCGGUGGUGGGCAUCAAGUUCCGGGACAACAUAAUCUUUGUGCCGGAGGUGCUGGUGGCGGCUCGGGCCAUGAAGGCAGGUAUGGCCCACGUCGAACCCAUACUGUCGGCAUCGGGAAUCGCACCCAUCGGAACCGUGGUGAUGGGGACGGUCAAGGGCGACCUGCACGACAUCGGCAAGAACCUGUGCAUCAUGAUGCUGCGCGGUGCGGGAUUCGUGGUGCACGACCUCGGUGUUGACACGCAGCCGGACGAAUUCAUCGACGAAGUGGUGGACAAGGAGGCGGACAUCCUGGGCAUGUCGGCGCUGCUGACCACCACCAUGCCCAACAUGGGCCGGACCAUCGAGGCGUUCGAGGAGGCCGGCCUGCGCGGCGAGGUGCGGAUAAUGGUGGGCGGUGCUCCGCUGUCGGAGGAAUUCGCCGACGACAUGGGAGCCGACGGCUACGGCAAGGACGCCAUGGCCUGCGUGGAUUUGGCCAAGGAGUUCGUCAGCCAGACGGGCGUCGAGACAGCGGUCGCGGCGGGCUGA
Messenger RNA from Geodia barretti, 558 nucleotides. The record is from the annotation of a GenBank genome assembly. NCBI's taxonomy places the organism in Eukaryota, Metazoa, Porifera, Demospongiae, Tetractinellida, Geodiidae.